UUCCUAGGGAAAUCAGAUUUGCACUUGAGUGUACAAAUUAUGCAGUUGUCACUUUACUUCAGAUAGAUGUUCCAAUUUUAACACGUAUGACAUUUGAAACGGUGCUUUUAUUUAAAUAAAUUACUUUUUUCUACCUUUCGAAAAUGAGUUUGGUUGCAUAUGGGAGUAGCGAUGAAAGUUCAGACGAGGAAGAAAAUAAUUCUGACACCAAUAAUGAAAACAUAACUGUAAUUGAAAGUGCAACCAUUCAACAAACAAGUGACAAAUUAUGUUUACCUGCUCCAAAACUUGUAGAAAAUAAUAAUGAAAAUGAUGUUACUACGGAUUCAGAUGACACAUGCUCUGAAAAAAUACAUUUUGAUAAGUUACCCAAACCCAAAAGUUUAAUAACUGAAGCAGAGGAUAUAAUAGAAGAGGAUGAUAUUCCUUUGAAAAAAGAGAUUGAAUUGAAACCUGAAAAGCCAAUAAAGAGGGAUCGUGCACCAGUUAAAAUAACUGUUCCUUCCUUAUCUGAUUUUAAAGAUCUUGAAGAGGAAAAUGAAGAAAAAGCUAAUAGAAUUAAACCAUCAAAUAAAGGUACCAAGCUUUUUGCUUUGUUACCACCACCAAAAGGAGUUGAAUUAAAAAGUACCAGUAACUUAGUACCUAGCAUUGUUAAUAAAACAGCAGCAAAAAUAAAUAAAGAAAAUGUUAGUAUCAAUGAGGAAACAAGAAAUGAUUCAUCUACAAAAAAGAUAGCAAAACCUGCAACAAAAAUUUCUAUGGAUAUACAUUCUGACUCAAAUUCUGAGGGUGAAGAUGAUACAACUGUAAAUAGUAAUAGUAGUUCUGCUACUGAUUUCUUUGCUCUGUCAGCAACUGAUACUAUACUUGAUCCUGUUGUAUCAGAAUCUUUUGAAAGUAAGACAGAUUUAAAACAUGCAUCACGUAGCAGUGAUUCAGAAAUAAAGCAUGAUUCAAAAGAUGUUUGUACUAAUAAUACCCAGAAAACAUUAGUGAGUAAUGUUAUGAACUUACCAAGAGAAGAAAUAUUACUUAAAAAUAAAGCAGAAGUGGGUCCAAAGUUACCUGUACCUGAGCAAGAAUAUAACAUUGAUACAGAAGGUAAUGUGGCUUUUGAUGACAAAGCUAUUGAGUACCUUUGUGGAAGAAGAGGAGUAAAACGAAAACCAAAAGAAAUUGAAGAAUUAAAUAUUAUUGAAAUAAAUGGAGAAGACAUUAAACCAGAUGAAAGAGAAUGGCUAGUAAAAGCAUUAACAGAGGAGCCUGUUCAAAGACCAGUUUCUAUGCAAGGUGGUGGAGUUAAUUCUCAGUCCAAAAAGAAACACCAAAUAACAUAUUUGGCUCAUCAAGCUAAGGCAAUGGAAAUGGAAUUAAAGAAUCAGUGGGCGCAAAAUAGAUUGACAAGAAAACAGACACAAUCGAAAUAUGGUUUCUAAAUAAAAAGACUUGUACAAUAACAAAUAUA
This is a messenger RNA of Megachile rotundata (alfalfa leafcutting bee), 1468 nucleotides long. RefSeq lists its product as uncharacterized. The record is from RefSeq and is a predicted model, not a curated record. Gene Ontology annotation, cellular component: nucleus. Lineage: Eukaryota; Metazoa; Arthropoda; Insecta; Hymenoptera; Megachilidae.